Messenger RNA from Vidua chalybeata, 3803 nucleotides. RefSeq names its product myosin binding protein C1 (gene MYBPC1). The record is from RefSeq and is a predicted model, not a curated record. Lineage: Eukaryota; Metazoa; Chordata; Aves; Passeriformes; Viduidae. The transcript is spliced from 34 exons. The coding region runs from base 54 to 3701 and encodes 1215 amino acids. Gene Ontology annotation, molecular function: protein binding.
CUUGCUGCAUCUGAAAGGCUGAAACUCUCUGGGAAUAAAGAAUCCUUGUAGCAAUGCCAGAACCCACCAAGAAAGAUGAAACUGAAAAUGAAAGUGCACCACCACCUCCAGAACAAAAAACACCACAGGAGGGUGGAAAUGAAAAGGGUAAAGAUGAAGAUGACACCUCAGUUAGUACUCCACCAGCAGAUGGGAUGUCUAAGCCAGCGGAAAGAAAAGAUUCAGUAUGGUCUCUUGGAGAAGGAGCUCCAGAAGAGUCAGAAAAACGUGACGACGCCCAAAGAUCCACUUUAUUCAUUGAGAAACCUCAGAGUGGGACAGUGAGUGUUGGUGGGAAUAUUACAUUUAUAGCCAAAGUAGAAGCCAAAGAUCUUCUCCGAAAGCCAAAUGUUAAGUGGUUUAAAGGAAAAUGGAUGGAUCUGGCCAGUAAAGCGGGGAAGCACCUGCAGCUGAAGGAGUCCUUCGAGCGUCACACUAAGAUUCAUACAUUUGAGAUGCAGAUCAUCAAAGCUAAGGAAAACUAUGCAGGGAACUAUCGCUGUGAAGUGUCUUACAAGGACAAAUUUGAUAGCUGCUCUUUUGACCUUGAAGUCACUGAAUCUUCCCAAGCUGCUCCAUCCAUUGACAUCAGAUCUGCUUUCAAAAGAAGUGGUGAAGGACAAGAGGAUGCAGGAGAACUUGACUUUAGUGGUCUCCUGAAACGUAGGGAGGUUAAGCAGCAAGAGGAAGAGCCUGAGGUGGAUGUGUGGGAUCUCCUGAAGAACGCGAAUCCCAGCGAGUACGAGAAGAUUGCUUUCCAGUACGGCAUCACCGACCUGAGGGGGAUGCUGAAACGGCUGAAGCGCAUGCGCAGGGAGGUGAAGAAGAGUGCAGCUUUUGCCAAAGGCCUCGAUCCUGCAUACCAGGUGGACAAAGGAGGCAAAGUAAGAUUCAUGGUGGAGCUAGCAGAUCCAACAGUGGAACUCAAGUGGUAUAAAAAUGGCCAAGAAAUACGACCAAGUGCAAAAUACAUUUUUGAGCACAAAGGCAACCAGCGAAUUUUAUUCAUCAAUAACUGCACGAUGACAGACGAUGCUCGCUAUUACGUAACAGCUGGUGAUGAGAAAUGCUCCACAGAACUGUUUGUGAGAGAUCCUCCGAUUUUGGUGACCAAAGGCCUGGAGGACACCAGCACCUAUGUUGGUGAACGAGUAGAGCUGAGCUGUGAAGUGUCUGAGGAUGAUGCAAAUGUGAAAUGGUUUAGAAAUGGUGUAGAACUUUCCAACGAUCCUAAAUCUCGGUAUCGAAUUAAGGUUGAGGGUAAGAAGCACACUUUGGUCAUAGAGGAAGCUGCCAAAAAUGACACUGCAACUUACUCAGUAAUGACAACUGGAGGGCAAUCAGAAGCCAAGCUUUCGGUUGACUUGAGACCUCUGAAGAUAUCACUUGCACUAGAAGACCAGACUGUGAGGCUGGGACAGGAAAUCCACUUGAAGUGUGAGAUAUCUGAGAAUGUGGAAGGGAAAUGGUACAAAAAUGGACAGCUGAUUGAAGCUAGUGACCGUGUAAAGCUUUAUCACAAAGGAAGAAUCCACAGAUUUGUUAUACCAGUUUCUGCUGUUGAUGAUGAGGGGGAAUACAUGUUUGUGCCAGAUGCCUACAACAUUAAUAUUCCAUGCAAAGUGCAUAUUGUGGAUCCUCCUAAACUUCACCUGGAUGGUCUUGGGGAAAAUAACACUGUGACAGUAGUGGCAGGAAACAAACUACGACUUGAGAUCCCCAUCACUGGUGAACCACCUCCAAAAGUCUUUUGGAGUAGAGGGGACAAGAUGGUCACAGACAGUGGAAGAAUACGGGCAGAAUCAUACCCAGACAGCAGCUGCCUGGUCAUUGAUGCAGCUGAGAGGGAGGACUCAGGUCCUUUCAGAAUCACUUUAAAGAAUGAGGCUGGAGAGGACACAGCUCUAAUCAACAUUAAAGUGGUUGAUGUUCCUGAUCCUCCUCAGGCACCAAAUGUGACUGAGGUGGGUGAAGACUGGUGUAUUAUGACCUGGGAACCUCCAGCAAAUGAUGGUGGAUCACCCAUUUUAGGAUAUUUCAUUGAGAGGAAAAAGAAACAAAGCUCCAGGUGGAUGAGGCUGAAUUUCGAACUCUGUAAGGAAACAACUUUUGAGCCAAAGAAAAUGAUUGAAGGUGUUGCUUAUGAGGUCCGUGUGUUUGCUGUCAAUGCCAUCGGCAUGUCCAAGCCAAGCAUGCCUUCCAAGUCCUUUGUUCCUUUAGCUGUUACCAGCCCCCCAACGAUGCUGGCAGUGGACAGCGUGACCGACACCUCGGUGACAAUGAAGUGGAGGCCACCAGACCAGAUUGGGGCGGCAGGGUUGGACGGCUACGUGGUGGAAUACUGCUUUGAAGGAAGUAUCAGGUGCUCUGGCUCUCAGGCAGAGAAUAAUCAGGCAGAAAACCUCAAGGAGCAGGGUUUUGUUCAGGCUUCCUUUGAUGGAUUCUCUCAAGGUAUAUCGACAGAUCUGUCUGAGGAAUUGGGGGAGCCACCUUUUAACCUGGAAGCUGAUGAAUGGAUCGUGGCUAACCCAGAGCUGACAGACAAAACGAAGUUUACCAUCAAUGGCCUUCCAACUGGCUCAAAAAUCCUUGUGAGAGUAAAAGCUGUCAAUGCUGCUGGUGAAAGUGAGCCCAAGUACCACCCACAGCCUAUUUUAGUCAAGGAAGUGAUAGAACCUCCAAAGAUUCGUCUACCAAGACACUUAAAACAAACCUAUACUCGAAGAGUUGGAGAAACUGUGAAUCUUGUUAUUCCUUUCCAGGGAAAACCAAGGGCAAAAGUGUCUUGGGAGAAAAACGGUUCUCCGAUCGACAAGAACGACAUCAACAUCCGCAACACGGAGCAGGACACCAUCAUCUUCAUCCGAAAGGCAGAGCGGGGGCACUCCGGGGAGUACGACAUGAAAGUGGAGGUGGAGAACUUGGUGGACAAAGCUACAAUAGAUAUUCAGAUCGUUGAUCGUCCAGGCCCACCAGAGGUUGUGACUAUUGAGGAUGUCUGGGGAGAGAAUGUGAAUUUAUCAUGGAAGCCACCAAAAGAUGACGGCAAUGCUGCCAUUACUGGGUACACUAUUCAAAAAGCAGAUAAGAAGAGUAUGGAGUGGUUCACCGUGAUUGAGCACUACCACCGCACCAGUGCCACCAUCAACGAGCUGGUCAUAGGCAACGAGUACUACUUCAGGGUCUUUGCUGAGAACAUGUGCGGCCUCAGCGAGGAUGCAACCAUGACCAAAGAGAGUGCUCUGAUUGCAAAGGAUGGUAAAGUCUACAAAUACCCAGUUUACGAUGACUUUGACUUCAGCGAGCGGCCGCUGUUCACUCAGCCCCUGGUGAACACGUUUGCUGUAGCUGGUUACAAUGCCACCCUGAACUGCAGCGUCCGGGGCAACCCCAAGCCCAAAAUAACGUGGAUGAAAAACAAAGUGCUCAUAAUGAAUGACCCAAGGUACCGGAUGUUCAGCAACCAAGGUGUCUGUACCUUGGAGAUCCGCAAACCCAACCCCUACGAUGGAGGCACUUACACAUGCCGAGCAGUCAAUGAGCUGGGAGAGGCAGAAGUGGACUGUAAACUGGAAGUAAGAGUGAUCUAUCAUGGAGUAAUUAACCCAGGAGAACCACUCAGCUUGGCGGGGGAUAAUCAGUUACACAGUAAGGAUUUUUGAAUGUGUAUUGUCAUCUAAGGUGGGCUUUCCUUCUUCAAGCUAUUAAUGGAUGGAGUGCCUCCGCAUAUCAUUGACUCAUAUAUGCGUGAAGUGCAGGCAGAC